Molecule: messenger RNA, 2028 nt
Organism: Panicum virgatum (switchgrass)
Lineage: Eukaryota; Viridiplantae; Streptophyta; Magnoliopsida; Poales; Poaceae
Exons: 2
Coding region: 275-1690 (471 amino acids)
Source: RefSeq, a predicted model, not a curated record
AGGUUCAAACAAAUCGACUUGAGUGAAAUGAAGCAUGUGCAUCACCUUGGAGCAUGUGAAGCAUACACAAUGUACACUAGCCCUCAGACUUGGAGCCUCCUAGUGUCUCGUUCCUCCAUUCCUAAGCAAGUUCUCUCCCCUUUCCAGAAUCGAAGCAACUGGAAAAAGGAAGCUCCAGUUUCUUCACACUGCUGCCAGAGCAGUUGUCCCGUCCUGCAGUAAACAGCACAAGAUCCUGCAAGGGUGCCAAUAAGAGGGUGCGUGCAGAGAGGAGAUGGAAGCAAGCAAGUACAGAUCGAGAGGCCACACAAUGGGCAACAACAACACCACCAAGAAGUUGCCCCUGUACCUGCUGCUCGUGCUGCUGGCGAUCGGCGCCACCGCGGUGAGCGUCGGCAUCCUGCACAAGAUGAGGGAGCGCCGCGUCCUCGGCGUCCUCCAGGAACGCGACCAGCAGCUCCUGUCCUUCCAAGUCCUCCUCGAGAAAGAAAAGGAAAUUAAUAAAGAGAUGAGAAGGAAAGUGGACGAACUGGAAGCCAAAACAUCCGUCCUAAGUAUUGAGAGGACAGAAUUGAAAAACAAGCUCAUGGAUUCAGAAACUACCACCACAUAUCUUACCAACACCCAGAAAGAAUUAGAAGCAGCUCUUGUGGAGAAAGAGAGCCAUAUCAACCAAAUGAAAGAGAAUGCAGCUGCUUCCAACUCUGGUCAGACAACACCUAUAAAGGAACUCAUGCAGCAAAAAGAAGCUGAGCUUGACAAAUCUGAAAAUUCCAGUGAUUCCAUACCUGCUACAGCAGAUGAGAAUUCCAACAGCACUACUGCAUCAGAAAGCAGCCACCAGGAUGAAAGCACUGUUGUGGGAGCAAACAAUGAAAACGCAACUUCAGACACAACGACACUUGACAAACCAGAAAACUCUGGUGACUCCAUACCUACUCCAGCAGAAGAAGAAAAUUCCAGUAUCAUUAAUGCAUCAGAGAACAGCCAGCAGGAUGAGGGAGCAAACAAUCAAAAUGCCACUUCUGAUGCUGUGGUACCUGACAAAUCUGAAAACACCAAUGAUUUUGUACCCGCUGCAGCAGAAGAACACAAUUCCUACAACACCACUGCAUCAGAGAGCAAUGACGAAGACAAUAGUACCUCACAAGAGCAGUUCUUAAAGUUAACAACUAACAUGGAAGAUGGUCAGCCACAAGAGAAUAAAGAUGAUGCAAAUGAACAGUCAGAUGAUGCUCCAGAGGGAAAUCAUUCAGAUAAAUCUGAGCUUCCACAGGGGAGCCAAAAACAAGAAGAUAGUCAGGAAGCCAGCAAAGAAGAACCAGAUGGUGCAAAACAGGUGGAGAACCCUCAAGACGAGGCCAGCAAUCACAGCAGAGAUAGUAAACUGCUGGAGAAUGAAGAUGGUAAUGUAGUUGUUAAAGAAGCAGGGAAAGAAAAAGAUCCUGAAGGUACGAGCUCAGAAGAAAGCUUGAGUGAAGCCAACCAGAACAAAAUGCAAGCAGCAGAACCUGGUGCCAAUCCUGCAGAUAUAAGCCCCAGCACAUCCACGAAUAAUGAGAGAAAAGAAUCAAGCAAGAGACAUAGGAGGAGAAGGUCCAGAUCUAGAAGGAAGAGGAGGGCCAUGGUUGCUGCCGGCAACAAUGAUGGAGAUCAUCAAAUGGAGGUAGAUGCCACAGCAAACCCAUGAAAUUUGGAUUGGAAAAGCUUUGCAGCACAAUGAUGGAUGAAGUAGUAGAAAUACAAAUUUCAUAAAAGCGUUCUAGAAGAGACAAAAAUCAAGACCACAUUCGUACACUCAAAUAUCGCUGAAGUGAAGUAGAGAAGAAAGAGAAUACCAGUUGUCAUUUGUAGCUGAUGGCAGCAAAAAUAACAGUUAUUUUCAUACUUUAAAUGGAUUCCUUCUGUGGACUUGAUAAUUUACUGUUUACUGUAUUUACACUUUAUUUUUAUGUAAACACUUGCCUGAAUUGUAGCCUCUGUAAGAAGUUCAACCACAAGUGAUGAAGAUAUUCUCUCUGCAUAAAA